Messenger RNA from Engraulis encrasicolus (European anchovy), 2363 nucleotides. It is a transcript of the gene tspan12, whose product is annotated as tetraspanin 12. Bases 697 to 1713 code for a protein of 338 amino acids. NCBI's taxonomy places the organism in Eukaryota, Metazoa, Chordata, Actinopteri, Clupeiformes, Engraulidae. Gene Ontology annotation, cellular component: plasma membrane. The transcript has 8 exons. The record is from RefSeq and is a predicted model, not a curated record.
CCUUACAUGCAGAAGUUGCCUGUGACAGCCCCUCAAAACUUCUCUCGGCGCAUAUGCAACACAAGACAUUACACGGGGACAUCACUGAGCGACAAGGGUGGGCCUGGAGUGUGAUAGGAGCAACUUUCGUUCUCCCCGUCAAUGAAUUAUCCGAGGCGGAUUCUUUUCUGGCGAUUUACGCACACUUGAUACGGAAUUACCAGUGCAUGCGGUGCGCUUGCAAGAUGUUUUGGAUUUCCUCCCAUGGACCGACUUUUGUUUGGACAGUCACUCGAUCUGCCCUGGACUACCGAUAGGGAUCUUUGGGACUUUGAAGCUUGGACUUUUUUUUGGUCACGGACUAAAACUAUUAUGCGCAAAACAGAAGGCGCAGGUUCAGGAAUUCUCUGAUGGAUGUUGUAAUUUUUCCUUUCCCUUUUUCUUGCUCUCGCCUAAGUGAGUGAUGAUUGAUUCGGAUGUGUCAGCACCACCGCGCGCUCAUCCGAGCAGUCCACAGUCCCGAAGGUCGACAAAGUAGGAAACCACCUGUUGCGAAUGUUUCCAAAAACUUCCCACGGAUAUAAUAUGCCCAAGACACAAGGAGACAUCUACUGGGAAAUAUAAAUAUAUGGAACUGUAAGUAAAUGAGGAGUAUGUUGCCAUGGUGGCGCGAGUUAAAAUGAGGAGUCUACUUGACCAACAGUUGGUGCUCUCAGAAUGGCUCGUGAGGAUUCGGUAAAGUGCUUGCGCUGCCUGCUCUACGCUCUCAAUUUACUCUUCUGGCUGAUGUCCAUCUGUGUGUUGGGAGUGGCAGCCUGGCUCCGAGAUUACCUGAACAAUGUGCUCACCCUGACCGCCGACACCAGGCUGGAGGAGGCGGCCAUCUUGACGUACUCCCCGGUGGUGCACCCGGUCAUCAUCGCCGCAUGCUGCUUCCUCAUCAUCGUCGCCAUGGUGGGCUACUGCGGAACCCUCAAGUGCGAUCUGCUGCUGCUCUCAUGGUAUUUCGGCUGUCUGCUGGUGAUCUUCUGUGUGCAGCUGGCCAGCGGGGUGUGGACCUACGAUGAGCCAGCGGUGCAAAGGGCGGACAUGAUUAGCCUAAAGUCCAGGAUGCCCAACUAUGGACUCCAGCGCUACCAGUGGCUCACGCAUGCUUGGAAUUCCUUCCAGACGGAGUUUAAGUGCUGUGGGGUGAUCUACUUCACUGAUUGGUUGGAGAUGACAGAGAUGGAGUGGCCACCUGACUCCUGCUGCUCCAAUCAGUAUCCUGGAUGUGCUCGCCACGCCCACUAUGGUGACCUCAGCGACCUUCAUCAAGAGGGCUGCGGUCCAAAGAUGUACAGCUUCAUCCGGGGCACCAAGCAGCUGCAGGUGUUGCGUUUCCUGGGCGUGUCCAUCGGCGUGGCCCAGAUCCUGGCCAUGACCCUCACGCUGACCCUCCUCUGGGCCCUCUACUACGACCGCAAGCCUCCCGAACCACCCCUGACUGGCACCGGCACCGGUGGUGACCCCCCUAAUAAUGCCCCAAACACCACCCCCAUCAGUGCUGGUGGAUCUGGAUCCGGACCGGCGGCGCUGGACCCCCACCACGCUCUGCUGUGCCUGGCCAUGCCCGAGAGCGGUCCCCAGAAGACGGGGCACCAUCUGCGGGCUCACGAGGCGGCGUGGCCCGGCCUGGCGAUGGCGUCCCUGCCCAACGGACACACGCAGCUGGAGAUGGAGCAGUUGUCAUAGCAGUAGAGAACCUGGUCUCCAAACUAAAGGCCCACACGCGGGCCAAAUCCGGCACGGGCAUGGCAAACAUUUGGCCCGCCAUGAAGUUGGAACAAAUGAAAACAUGCAUGUAUGCCAUAGAGUCGGUUGAUUUGUUUGGUGCUGAGCCUCAUUUGCAAGACAAAAAUUGGCCCUUGGAGAACCACUGCAGUAGAAGAUGUUGUGCGAGGGUGACAUUGGACCCACAGGCUUCGUCGUAAUAGGACUGUGAUAUGGAAAAGAGGUGGAGUGAGGUACCUAAAGACUAGCCUGAUUAUCAUCGACGUUCAAAUCUCUUCCAGACUUGGUCUGACCAAGAGCAUAACAAUUAACGUUUCCCAAAUGGCAUGGUUGACCUGCGUCCCUUUGGUGUGCUUAUGGAUGUUUGCUUAUUGGCAAAGUGGGAGGAUUUGUGGGAACUCACAAAGUACUUGCAUUGCUCUUGACCUGACAAGUUGCAACGCUGAAAGUGUUGCGUCACUAGGAGGGCACAGUUAAGCUACCUAAAGACUGCCUGGUUGCCUGGGUUACCUACCUUCACCCUCUGAGAAAACAUCACUCCCACAUCCACAUCCACCUCCUGCCUUCACUUGAUUGGACAGAUGUUGCAUGGGGGAAGAAGACAAAGAACA